AUGAUAGCCAAUCAUAAAGUAUACCGCAUCCUGGUCGAUACUGGGAGCUCAGCCGACAUCCUAUACUCCGUGGCAUUCAAUAAGAUGGGUAUCAAUAGGUCAAGCCUCCGACCUAUAAAAACCCCGCUGCAUGGCUUCACAAGCGACAAAGUUAUUUUAGAGGGAGCGAUUUCUCUCCCAGUCACUACAAGAGAAGGUCAGAACCAAAUUACUCUACUGGUAGACUUCUUGGUUGUAAAUGCACCGUUGACUCAUAAUGUUAUCAUUGGGCAACCAUCUCUUAACACCAUGAGGGCGGUAGUAUCCACGUACCACCUGAUGAUGAAGUUCCUUGUUGUUGGGAGAGUCGGCUAUGUCAGAGGCGACCAGCGAGAGGCUCGGCAAUGUUAUUCCAUAACGGUUAGUAAGGGCUCAGCAAAACAAGCCUUUACAAUUGAUAUGCUUGACCCCAGAGAGAACAUCUUAGUGGAGAGUUCCCCCAUGGAGGACCUCCUGACCUUCCCGCUCGAUGGCGUCAAUCCAACCAGAACAGUCCAACUUCGAUCAUCAUUGAGUGCCGAGCAGUGGGACCAGAUGCUGAAUUUUCUGCGACAGCAUAAAGAUGUCUUCGCAUGGUCUCACCAAGACAUGUCGGGCAUCGCCUCAGAAGUCAUGGUCCAUAAACUGAAUGUAGAUCUGGAGCAUAAGCUAGUCAUGCAAAAAAGGAGGGCUUUUGAACUGGACAGGUAUGCGACAAUUGCUGAGGAGGUUGCCAAACUCGUCGACAUCGGCUUCAUAGAAGAGGUCCACUACCCUAAUUGGAUUGCCAACGUUGUACUCGUCAAAAAAGCCAAUGGAAAAUGGCGGGUGUGCAUAGAUUAUUCCAACCUUAAUAAGGCUUGCCCCAAGGAUGGCUUCCCCAUCUCAAGGAUCGACCAAUUGAUUAAUAGCACAGCCGGGCACGAGCUCCUAACAUUCAUGGAUGCAUAUUUUGGCUAUAGUCAGAUAGCUAUGCACUCCUCGGAUAAAUGCACUCCUCGGAUAAACAUAAAAUGGCUUUCAUCACAGAUAAGGGACUCUACUACUGCUGGAUCAUGCCAUUCGAGUUGA
Messenger RNA from Magnolia sinica, 1089 nucleotides. RefSeq lists its product as uncharacterized. Lineage: Eukaryota; Viridiplantae; Streptophyta; Magnoliopsida; Magnoliales; Magnoliaceae. The record is from RefSeq and is a predicted model, not a curated record. The transcript has a single exon. The coding region runs from base 1 to 1089 and encodes 362 amino acids.